AUGUUUUCAUCUGACAACAAAAUCCCACUCAACCGUAGCAGUAUGAACAACUUCAAUACCAGCAGCCAAAUUAACAUCGGCAAGAAUAAAACCGACAAUGGUAACAUUGAAACUAACAAAAAACAGGGUAACAACAAAGACAACAAAAUGAAAACGAGAAAAACUCAAGUAAUAGUUCGCCGCAUCCGAAACAUCAUAAAUCAGACAAGUCUUUACCUUACUAACAAUUCAAUCGUUCAAACAGCGCUAAACAAAUUAGCUAAUCAGACAAGUCUUCUCCUUGCCAAUGAUUCAAGCGUUCAACAAGCGGUAAACAAGGUAGCUAAUAUUCUUACGUUCAAAAACCUCAUGGAGACCAUAAAAACAAAGGAAAUAGUCAAACAGAAAGAAGCAGAAGUAGUACAACAAGUGAAACAAAUGGCAGAUGAUAUGGCGUUUAGUUACGUAAGGAUUGUUAAAAAUUAUUUAGUAUCAAUCUGCUGCUCCGUCGGUAUUGUAGGUGUAACUUUGUGUCUCUUGUGCUCUUUAUUUGCCCUAAGCAAGACCUGCAGAUUCAUCUUGGCACUUGUGGGCUUGGGGUUGGCUAUUUAUUUGAUCGUCUACUGGGUGUAUUAG
Messenger RNA from Helobdella robusta, 615 nucleotides. RefSeq lists its product as hypothetical. Bases 1 to 615 code for a protein of 204 amino acids. The record is from RefSeq and is a predicted model, not a curated record. The transcript has a single exon. NCBI's taxonomy places the organism in Eukaryota, Metazoa, Annelida, Clitellata, Rhynchobdellida, Glossiphoniidae.